This is a messenger RNA of Medicago truncatula (barrel medic), 1200 nucleotides long. RefSeq names its product serine/threonine-protein phosphatase 4 regulatory subunit 2-A. Gene Ontology annotation, molecular function: protein phosphatase regulator activity. The record is from RefSeq and is a predicted model, not a curated record. The coding region runs from base 85 to 900 and encodes 271 amino acids. The transcript has 7 exons. Lineage: Eukaryota; Viridiplantae; Streptophyta; Magnoliopsida; Fabales; Fabaceae. Gene Ontology annotation, cellular component: cytoplasm; nucleus; protein phosphatase 4 complex.
UCCUCCGACACAUCCUUCUCAAAUUUCAACCAACACUCACUCUUCACUUUCUGUGAUUUAAUUUAGUGCGGUUGCAGAGGGAUUAUGAUGGAGACGCAACCACAGGAAAAUAUGCAGCAACCACCGGUGGUUUCUUCCAGCGACGGCACCGAUAAUCUACAAAAUGAUGCGGCGGUAGCUGAUGUUUCAAAUCACAUAGACACUGUAGCAAAAGAAGAAGUAAAAAGCGAUGCUUCAAGGGAUGAAGUUGUAAGGAUUCUACAAGCUAUUGCAUCCACCGGGAAGUUUUGGCAUGACUGGGAUAAUCUGAAGAGUAUGCUGUCAUUUCAGCUGAAGCAGGUAUUGUCCGAGUACCCUGAGGCAAAAUUGACAAGUGAGCAGCAAUGUGCUUCAUUAGGAGAGUCCUAUUCUGAUCUGGUCAACAAAUUGGAUGAAGCACUUACAUGUUUUAUUGAUGGCCCACCAUUUACAUUGCAAAGGGUCUGUGAGAUUCUAUUGGAGGCAAAAAACAUUUAUCCAAAUCUUUCCAAGCUUGCUUUAGCUCUUGAAAAGAAUUUGUUAGUUACAUCUACGUUGACAAUUUGCACUGAUCCUUAUCCACAAGAUCCAGUACAAGAACCAGAUGACCAAGAGAAGGCAAGUGAAAUGCAGCAGCAGCAAUCUGAUGGUGCACAAAAUGGCACUGAGACUGAGCCUGAGCCUCUUGUACCAGACACAGAUGAAGUUAUGGUUGAGGCUGAUACGAGUGAUGAUGUGGCCGUUGAAAUGGAAACUUUUGAAGAUGCUAAAUCAUCAGAAUUAGAUUCUGAGCCAAAUCUUGACCAAAAAACAGAUUCCGAGCAAAAUAUUGAUCAAAAAAUAGAUUCCGAGCCAAAUGCUAAUAAUGCACAAGCUUCUUGAUUAUUACUGUCCAUAUUUAAAUCUAUAAACCGAUGAGCAUAGACUCGGAUAUUUUCUCGCAGUGAGUUCCAAAUGCUGAGAACAAAGUGUUUUGGGAUCAUUUGAUAGUGUUUAAUGCUCUGGUCUGGUAAUAGUUAGAGCAAAGCAUUUCAUAGCAAUUAGAAUCAGAACAGCUUUCCUGUUUUGUAUCUAUUGGAUGCUAAUGCUUGUAUUAGUGACAUGAGCUUGUAUAACUCGGUGUAAUCUGCUUUUCAUUUGUGCUCUGAUGUUAUAUUCAAAAUUAGUUCUUGAACUUCGCAA